This is a messenger RNA of Lichtheimia ornata, 900 nucleotides long. RefSeq lists its product as uncharacterized. NCBI's taxonomy places the organism in Eukaryota, Fungi, Mucoromycota, Mucoromycetes, Mucorales, Lichtheimiaceae. The record is from RefSeq and is a predicted model, not a curated record. Bases 1 to 900 code for a protein of 299 amino acids. The transcript has a single exon.
AUGGAUGCUUGGAAAGAUUUAUGUCUAAAAGCGUUUGAUGGUGACGAAGAGGCGAACCAUGUAAUCCUUUUCCUUGAAGGAUGUGGAAAACUGACAUCGACAGGAUACGCCGUGUCAGCAGCAGCAGCGUCGUCGAACAAGCCAAAGGACGAAGAACUAUUGGAGGCGUUAGGAUUUGUCAAGGACGAUGGUACAAUCUACACAUUGCCAGGGGACCAAUGGUCGCAGUACCUGGAAUCAAGACGACAUUGGCGUAUGGAAUGGCAUGCUGAUCGUCAGCGUGAGUUUGCUAGGCAACUACACGAGUGCCUGGCUGAGGUGAAACCAUUAUCAACAGGAGCAGUAAGCGAUCCACAACGCCUUGCCUUGGUCACCGAGUUUGCCCAACGAUUUGCCACUGAUGUGGGUUCGAUACCUCUUUUCCGUGGUCUUGUUGGUUUCAUUCGAUAUCAGCUUUUCAAGAAUCGGCUUGCUGAAUGGCGUUGCUAUGAAUACGCACUCACACAAAAUGGCCAUGAUACCAUUGUCGAAUAUGUACGCUUCCUUAAAGGUGUUCUUGGAUUGGAACUGGUUUAUCCGCCUACUACGCAACAAUCAUCUCAAUCAGCCAACAACGGCGAUGUCAUAUUGGAUGUUCAAGAAGAACCAAAUCAACCUCGCGACGAUGAUGUACCAGUAUUGAUAUGGCGCAUGAAUGGACAACUUUCAGAUCACCAUCUAUCCGACAUCUUGCGUGUACUGCCUCGAGAACAAGGCAUUCAACAAUACUCAUUGUCAGAUAUCCCACGACAUAGCCACAUGUCUCCAAUUAUGGGCAUUCAUCAUCCCCAGCUAUUUAUUCAGUGGAUAUGUCAAUUUCUCCAUCACUGUUUUCGAUCCAUCUUUUCAUCAAGGAAAUAA